AUGAGUAGAAGAUUAACUGAAGAACGAUUCGCCACUGCUUGUGCCAAUGCAACAAGUAAGAUCAAUGCACUUGUUACUGGAAAAAAACAAUGUCUAAUAAAAUCAAAAAAGGUUAUUGUAAUAAUGCUUGAAGAACAUCGAAAUGUUGAUGCAAAAAAAGAAGCAAAGGAUAUGAUUUAUAAUCAGUAUUUAGUUGAUAUUUAUGAGGUAUUAGUUAAAAUGAUAAAUACUUUAGUUCAGUAUUCAGCAACAUUACCAAGAUGUGGAUUAGUACCACGAUCUCUUGAUGUUGAAAUUCGAAGUAUUGUGUUCUUUUCUGAACGACUUGAAGACAUUAAAGAACUUACUGAUAUAAAAAAAAUGUUUGUUGGUCAAUUUGGAACUACGUUAAUUGCAGAGACAACAGAAGAUACUAUUGAUCAGCGUUUAUAUAAGAAAUAUCGAAAUAUGAACAACAUCUCUGAAACAAUUGUUAAUAACCUUCUUGAUGCCUUGAAACCUAAAGAAGUUCAACCUGAAAAACAAAAAGGUUUUGGUGUCCCAACAACUGACCCUGUUUCUUUUCAACAACAACAAUUUAUUCAACCUCAACAACAAAAUAUAAAUGAUAGUUAUUCUCGAUUUGCUUCUAUGAACCAAGACAAUAAUAGAUUUCCUACUUUUGAACAACAAACAAAUCAACAAAAUCAAUUUUCAAGUAUGGGUAAUGAUAAUAAAUUCCCUUCACUUGAUACUCCUCAUCAACAACAACCUCAAUUUCCAUCUAUGAGUAACGAAAAUAAAUUCCCUUCAUUUGAACCUACUCAACCACAGCAGAACCAAUUCCCAACCUUCAAUACUCCAACUGUUUCACAACAAAAUACAUUCCCAUCAUUUGAUCAACCAAUUCAACAAAAUACCAAUAAAUUUCCUUCUUUUAAUCAAACCCAGGAACAAUCACAACAAUUUCAAUCAGUUGGAACUUUUGCACCAAUUCCUAAUUCAAACCCAGUUUGUGGGAGUGAUGAUGUUGAUGAUUUAUUAUCACGUAUGAAUGCAUUGAAAGAUUGA
Entamoeba nuttalli P19 is the source of this 1050-nucleotide messenger RNA. RefSeq lists its product as hypothetical. Bases 1 to 1050 code for a protein of 349 amino acids. Gene Ontology annotation, biological process: protein transport. Lineage: Eukaryota; Evosea; Mastigamoebida; Endamoebidae. The transcript has a single exon. The record is from RefSeq and is a predicted model, not a curated record.